Arabidopsis lyrata subsp. lyrata is the source of this 1106-nucleotide messenger RNA. RefSeq names its product MATH domain and coiled-coil domain-containing protein At3g58280. The transcript is spliced from 2 exons. The record is from RefSeq and is a predicted model, not a curated record. The coding region runs from base 509 to 1033 and encodes 174 amino acids. NCBI's taxonomy places the organism in Eukaryota, Viridiplantae, Streptophyta, Magnoliopsida, Brassicales, Brassicaceae.
CUUAUCAUUGCAACAUUGUCUAGUGUUUCUCUCAAUUGUAGCUUAAUUUUAACAGAUUUCAUAGUGAAUUAUCUGCUGAUAUCAUCUUAUUUGGAUCAUUUAAAAAUGCAACACAGCUUCAAUAUUUUUCUAGACGGAAACGUAAUGUCUUUGUGUCUGAACAAGUACUAGUAGAACACAAAUAAUUAAUCAUCGGUCUUGCAAUGUUUUUUAAUUAGUAAUAAUGAGAAAUAUCAAAUCACGAUGAGCCAAAUCUGUUCACUUUUGCUCACGUUAUUCGAGAUUCAUGCAUCGUCUUGAGAAUUGUAUCUCUUUUCUAGGAAGAAACACAUUACAUAAUGGAAGUUAUUACUCAAAUAUGUACUAGCACUUUUACCAAAAAAAAAAAAAAUAUGUACUAGCUUUUCUUCAACAGUACUGGAGACUAAAUCUCAAAUAAGUAUUGCCGUAUUUUAGUUUCUAUUUUUCAUGUUCUGCAGUUUGUUUCCCAGAAGGCUUGGUCGUAUCAAUGUCGAAGAUAGUAGAGAGUAAAUCAACACUUUCUUAUCCUAGUACUUCACAUUUUGGCGAUUUUGACACUGAUGAAACCGUGAACAUAAACGGUUUUUGGAUUUGCCGAUCACAGUUAGGUCAAGCAAAGCUAAUCUUUAAAGAACAUCCAGAGACGGCUUCAAAUUUUUGUCUAAAGAGUUUCUUUGCCAAGGAAACUUACUUGACUGCCCUUUUAAACCUCAUCGACAAGAUGAACAUGUUAUCUCUACAAUCUCUCUCCAAAGACGAUCUAAAGGAAGUAGACAACACAAUUUUGGAUCUUGAAGCCGCUGGUUUCAAACUGGAUUGGUUAAAAAAGAAAUUUGAGGAGAUUCGUGUUAUUGUGAAGAAAGCGCAGGACCGUGAGGCUCGGAUGAGAGAACUAGACCGAAAGAUCCGUAAGAAGAUGCAUGAGUUGGUGGUUCUUGAAGACAAAAUGAAGAAGGAGCAGCUUGAGGCUAAAUCCGAAGAACUUGGAUAUUAUUACGACUUUUUUAUUUGAAGGAAGUUGCAUGUGAUUCUUGUGAACCAAAUACUCGUAAACACAAAGAUGAAAAGUCUAUUGCUUUCAAGCU